Molecule: messenger RNA, 1473 nt
Organism: Epinephelus moara (kelp grouper)
Lineage: Eukaryota; Metazoa; Chordata; Actinopteri; Perciformes; Serranidae
Gene: ccl44
Product: chemokine (C-C motif) ligand 44
Exons: 5
Coding region: 59-439 (126 amino acids)
Biological process (GO): cellular response to type II interferon; inflammatory response; monocyte chemotaxis
Cellular component (GO): extracellular region
Molecular function (GO): CCR chemokine receptor binding; chemokine activity
Source: RefSeq, a predicted model, not a curated record
GGAGAGGUGACAGAGUAGAUUAUCCUCCUCUCCUCUCCUCCUCUCUGCCAGCCUCAUCAUGUUCAUGCUGCAGAUGUUGACUGUUAUCUCCCUGACUGUUAUUCUCCUGGCAUCUGUGGAAGGUAAAGGAGUGCAGAUGCAAAGGGAUGUCCAGUGCUGCAUGUUGUACUCCCAGGGCAAGGUGCGUACCAAAGAUGUGUUGCGGUUUGAGGUGCAGACGGAGGGGCCCGACUGCAGUAUACAAGCCAUCAUUCUUUACACAAAGAAGGCAGUGAAGUGUGCAGACCCCAGAGACCGGAAGGUGAAGAGGUUGCUGAGAAAGCUCCUGCAGAGACAGAGAACCAAGGCCCACCGAACCAUGUGGCUCCUUCCUCAUGACAACCUGCCCGUCAUGUCAGAGGACAAGAAAGAUAACUGGGCAGUUCUCAACGUGGAGUGAUGGAGCGCCGUCAAAUAUGGACGAAAACUCAUAGUCAUAAGCCAAGUAAACUUUCAGCAGCUCGUCAUCUUUACACGGCGCAGCUCGCUGACUCUCCAGUCGUCUCGUGUCUCUCUCUAUCUACACUAUCUGUCUCCCUGGGACCAGACCUGGGCAGCAAUACAUAUUUAAAUGGCUUUAGAUAUUUAAACAUGAACUGUGCUUGAAAUUUUCUCAAACACAUGGCUGGAACAGUCUUAACAGAGGAGUAUUUACUUGUAAGAUAAGUUGAACUGAUUUUUUUUUUUUAAAUGGCUCAUACUGUUAUUUGCCAGAGUCUGCCUGGAAGUGUCUCCCUCUUCAACAUCACUACUCGUGGCUGAUGUGAGAUCAGUGAACAAGGUGUAAUUUAGCAAACGAUGAACGAGCAGUGAUAUUUAUAGAAUAUUGUAUAUCAGCAAGAUACUCUAUGCUUAUUUGUGACUUGUAUACCUUCAGUAAUGUGUUUCUAACACUGCACACAGUAAAGAAGAUGGGGUUUCGCCACAGUGUGCAGAAUAUCGGGAAACAUUUCUCUGACAUAGAUUUGCACUUUGUUUGGCUGAUUCAGGUUCCAGUUGUAUCAGCUUUUAAAAAUCCUUCUUCAGGCUUCGACCUGAUGUAUUUGACUGUUAGACAGGUGAAGUCAAAGCGGGAUCAGAGAGGAGAUUUCACCUGGAUACAACUUCCUGUGUUACAUAAAGAGCUAAUGUUCCUGAUAUUUUGUCCACUCUGUAUAUUGACUGUUCAUAAACUCAGCAUGAAACCUGAAUCAAUCUUUCAAAAUGAGGCCCUCGGGCAUCUACAGGAGAUUUGAAUAUCUACGCAUUUGCAGUUUACAUCUGUCUUUUCCACCAAUAGUCCGUCACUAAACUAUGCCAAAGUAUUCAUGAUUCAAUUCACCACAUGGCAAGGCUGUUAAAACUUAGAGGGCUCAAUUGUGUGUGUGAGGCACACAAGUAUUGUAUUGUAGAAGAAUGCACUGUAUGUUAAAACACAGUAUCUCAAGUGAACUA